Messenger RNA from Athalia rosae (coleseed sawfly), 3519 nucleotides. RefSeq names its product reversion-inducing cysteine-rich protein with Kazal motifs (gene Reck). NCBI's taxonomy places the organism in Eukaryota, Metazoa, Arthropoda, Insecta, Hymenoptera, Athaliidae. Gene Ontology annotation, biological process: extracellular matrix organization. Bases 309 to 3107 code for a protein of 932 amino acids. The transcript has 8 exons. Gene Ontology annotation, cellular component: plasma membrane. The record is from RefSeq and is a predicted model, not a curated record. Gene Ontology annotation, molecular function: metalloendopeptidase inhibitor activity; protein binding.
AACUCAGUCAGUCAGUCAGUCAGUCGCGAGCUGUGAGCGCGCGCACGGUUUCAAGCCUCGGACUUAUCGCGUUUUUUUCCAUAAAUGAUUCGGUGCUUCGGUGAUCGCUACUCAAUCCAAGAAAUAUCAUGACUCACGAUGUGAACCGCGUGACAUGAAACGCGGUUAAAAAAUCACCUGUUAAUUGCUCAAUACUCAGUUUUCUCUCGUUUCCUUUUUCUUUUUUUCUUGGCUACUUUAUCUUCAUUUUCUCGCUACGGUUGUAGACGCGUGCUUAUACGGAUGUAGGAUACAAAUUCGGCGCGAAAAUGAACUCAUCAAGUUUUGGAUUCUAUUUGACAUUAAUUGUCAUUUUUUACGCAAACGCCAACCUAUCAACUGUUGGACAAGAGAUUUUCUGUUGUCGCUUAGCAGCUGGUUCCUGUCGCAGUGUUUGUUCGAAGAUUCGUUUGGUGGAUAUUGGAGCAGAUCCGAAAAUCAGAGAAGAGGCCAGUCGGAACCUUUCAGAGUUUUGUCCGUCGGAACUGGCGGAGUUCUGGGGCUGUUUCAAUUCAACGGUGGAAAAAGCCAGAGAGAACGAGAAUUGGGUGGGUAGAAGUUGCUGCCAUUUGUCGCAGAAUUUUAUUUGCGGAAUGAAAUGCGCGUUGGCGGGGGGUAGGCAGGACUUGGAUGGGGAUUGUCGACAGAGUGAUGAAUUGGAAUUUUUCUCGUGCUUGGAGAAGCAAGAGGAAAGCGAUAAAUGUUGUAGCGGUGUAGCGAACGACACAUGCCGUGCUGUCUGCAAGGCCAAAUUUCACAAUCCCGGUAAACAGUCGGCGCAAAAAUUGAGCGAAACCAAUUGUCAGAACCAAAUGCCGAAGUGUUUGAAAAAUUUAGCCGAGGCAGAGAGCGCCGAAAAUCCGAAACAAUAUCUUCAUUGCUGCGACGAGGCAACGAACACCGAUUGCCUAGAAACUUGUCGAAAUACGCUCCGAACGGCGGUUACUAAUGAGGACAUUUUUGACGCGCUUGAGAAAAAAUGCGGGGCGAUAAUGCCCCACUCACCGAUAUGGAGAUGCUUUAUGAAGACCACAACGGCGCCCGAACCACCAAGACUUCCACUGGAUGCUGCCAAGCUUUCGUGUUGUUACCGAGCAUCGCGACCGACUUGUAAGAAUUUAUGUCUGAGGGUAUUCCAAGCAGACUGGGAAUCGGCCUGGUCAAAACUAGACGCCGAAUGUCUCUCAUCCCCAAUGGAAGGAGAACUCAGGAGAUGUCUUGAGGAUUCUGAUGAUCCUUGCGAACCUGGAUGUUCCGGUCUCAGUUAUUGCUCUCGAUUCAACGACCGGCCAACCACGUUAUUCAGGACGUGUUCAGCAGCCGCGGACGACGCGGCGCGAUGGGAAGCGGAUCACUGGGUACGCGGUGGUGUAAUUACUGGAUUAGAUUUACCAGUAAGAGCCGCGCCCUCAUGUCCUGUCGAAACAUUGCGGGCUGCCGCUUGUCUAAUUCAAUUACGUCCAUGCGAGUCACGCAUUCACGAAACACGACUAUGCAGAGACGACUGUUUGGAACUUAUAUCCGGAUGCGUCAAUUGGACAGCUAUUACCGGUCCCCAUACCGCCGCGACACUUUGCGCUAAAUUAUCUCCAAGGAGGCAAGAUAUGCCCUGUGUUUCCCUCAAGCCUUACCUAGAAGAUUCUCCGGAAUUCGGAGUGACCCUUUUACCACAAGAGGACAUCACUACGCCCUGCAUACCAAACCCUUGCGCUCGAGAUCAAGUAUGCGUCGUUCACCCGAUUGCUGCCAAAGGUCAUCAAUGUUUACCGAGUUGUUCCCUCGGUGAGAUAUCCAGACAGGUAGUUCCCCUGGGCACUUGGGUACAGGUCCCUCGAGCCGAUCAACAAGGGUGUUUGAAAAUUUGCAAGUGCACGAUGCACGGUCUGGAAAAAUGCAAAGUAUUGAAUUGCUUCACGUUCAAUUCCUGUUGGGUUCAGGACAGAUUCGUAGCUCACAGGUCGAACUUUUAUCUCGAGUGUAACCCGUGCACUUGUUUCGAAGGGGAGAUAACUUGCUCUCAUAAAACUUGCGGCGAAUUCAGGGCACCUUCAUUGCCGUGUGAUUGUCCAGCACACUACGUUCCGGUAUGUGGAAGAUUCGGAAUCACUUUUGCCUCCGCGUGUCUAGCAAAAUGCGCAGGUAUCAGAAUGAACAAAAUCGAAUUCGGGAGCUGCUCUUCCAGAGAUCCGUGCAACCCGGAUCCUUGCGAUAGCACGGAAAAAUGUGUACGAAGACCUCGGGUCUGUUUGUCGAAUAUUCAUAAGCCCUGUGCUCAACACGAGUGCGUUCCUAUGGAUUGUGACCUUCGUCAUGACGCUGGCGGUCCAGUCUGCGAUAAAGAUAACAGGGAACACUCUUCUGUCUGCGCGAUGGUCCAUGCAGGGGCCACCUUGGGAUACAGAGGACCUUGUCUCCAGGGAUGCAGUCUUCGUGGUCCCGUUUGCGGCAUAAAUGGCGAAGAAUAUCCGAACGAAUGUGCGGCAUGGGCAGCAAGAACCGCGGUCGAUUAUCUGGGAUCAUGCGUUGCUGUUGGAUUAGUCGGUGAUUCAGCUAGACCAAGAUGCGGUGAGGCAGUGCAAUGCCCACCAUUAGCUGAUCCAAAUUGCAUCGGAGUUACAACGCCCGGAGCGUGUUGUCCGAUCUGCGGAGGAGCCGCGAGAUUAUUCUACUCUCGGAAGCAGCUUGAUCGCAUCUUGCACAUGAUGGAUGAAGAAUCGGAUCGAGACGCAGUGACGCUGGAUGCAAUGCUAGCCGCCUUGGGUCGUCAAGUUCAAGUAUCACAGUGCGUCCUGCGAGGCACACUGACACCCGAAGGGGACAUAUUUAUAGUCAAUCAGCCACUUCCCAAAAAGCCAUCGGCACUCCAAUUCCAAGCCUGCAUUGCGGAGAUGGAGAAAAUUGUCACAAGGAUAUCCGAAAGGAGUCCGAAAAUAUUGUCGGAGGUACCUCUGGGCUCAUUAACUAGAGCGGAGUUAACGCAUGGCCAUGUUUCGGGUUCUGGGUCAGAACGAUCUUGGGUCAUGUUGACCUCUAUCACAUUCAUAGUGGUUUCAAGCUUAUCGAUGUGAAAAAUAUUCGCAUUUUUGAAGCGAAAACAAAAAGACAGAUACUAUAGAAGGUAAUGGGAGCCAAUUGCUGGGUAUAUUCGAAUGUUUUCGGGUUCGUGUUUGAAGUUAUGAAUGUGUAUAGUGUGCAGUAGCUUUGGGAUUGAAAUAUCAUGAAGCAGGUUGCCGUUACGCCGACUUCGACAGUGUCUUUGUCGUAAAGAUAAGCCAUGUAUUGACCCAAUAUGGAUGCGUUUUCGCAAUGCAUCCAAUCCAAGUCUGUGAUCCUCCUAGUGCCUACAUAGUUUAAUGUAGUAAAGGAAGUACUUUUUCAAUUUUUAUUACCAAAGAGAAGAGAAUUAUAAGCAAUGAUGCAUGAAUAUAGUUGUAAGAUAAUAAUUUAAAGUUACUAGUGAAUAAAAAUAUUUUCUGAUUA